AUGCAUAAGUUCAACGCCCAACCAAGCGCUUCCUACCAGCCUCUCGGGCCGCGGUCAGAGGGGGAAGUCAUUGAUGAACGACAAUUCCAGUUCAAUACUUACUCGGCCGUCGAAGGUGCUAAUCAUCCUCAAUUCCAUGAAACUCGGAAGGAAGAUGUGAAACUCAAGACUACUAUCAGAAUUCUACGAUUCGUUUCCCGGCUCGCUGCAACGGCAAUCGCCAUCGUCACAGCUUCCCAAGAAGCCGUAACAUUUGCUACUUACCUCAAGACACGCAAUACUCAACGUGACGGUCGAAAGCCUUGGGCGACGGAAACAUCUCUCUGGCCUACUAUUAUGUUGCUGGUAAUCUCAGCCAUUACCGCCAUACUGGGGCUCAUGAUCGUUAUCGCCUAUCUUAUAAGCAUAAAAAAGGCCAAUGCGAUUAGCUCCGUACAGACCGUUGCGAGUGUGAUCAUAGAAAUAACCCAUAUUAUCAUUUGGAUAAUCGUCGCUAUUCUGUACCGUGUGGGUAAAACAGGAAAGGACCUUUGGGGUUGGGCAUGUUCUCCUUUGGCUGAGAAUAUACAGCCUAGCUUUGACAAUGUGGUGCAUUUCAACAAAGUUUGUGCCAGAGGAUCCUCUUCAUGGCAUCUUGCCCUCGUAAGUGCUAGUGUGCAAAUACUCAGUGGCGUUGUCUGGUACUUUGUGUUCCGAAGACUGAAGGUGCAGAAGAAAAUUAAGAGUUUUGGUUAA
Messenger RNA from Lachnellula hyalina, 735 nucleotides. RefSeq lists its product as uncharacterized. The transcript has 3 exons. The record is from RefSeq and is a predicted model, not a curated record. The coding region runs from base 1 to 735 and encodes 244 amino acids. NCBI's taxonomy places the organism in Eukaryota, Fungi, Ascomycota, Leotiomycetes, Helotiales, Lachnaceae.